Homalodisca vitripennis (glassy-winged sharpshooter) is the source of this 8051-nucleotide messenger RNA. RefSeq names its product serine/threonine-protein kinase BRSK2-like. The record is from RefSeq and is a predicted model, not a curated record. Bases 100 to 2451 code for a protein of 783 amino acids. Lineage: Eukaryota; Metazoa; Arthropoda; Insecta; Hemiptera; Cicadellidae. Gene Ontology annotation, molecular function: tau-protein kinase activity; protein serine/threonine kinase activity; ATP binding. Gene Ontology annotation, biological process: protein phosphorylation; intracellular signal transduction; microtubule cytoskeleton organization. The transcript has 16 exons. Gene Ontology annotation, cellular component: cytoplasm.
AGCCAGCAAUACGGUGCGAGUCGAGACGGAGUGUGACGGUGACGGUCGUGCGGUGGUGCUCCAUGGGAUGUGACUGGAAGUGUACAUUCACCAGACAUCAUGCAGAAGGAGAACACGCCGGGCCCCAGCAACGACCAGCAGUUCGUUGGCCCGUUCCGUUUGGACAAAACUCUUGGAAAAGGACAGACCGGACUUGUGAAGCUAGGCAUCCACUGUGUCACAGGCAAGAAAGUUGCCAUCAAGAUCAUAAACCGUGAAAAACUUAGUGAAUCAGUGCUUAUGAAGGUGGAGAGAGAGAUUGCAAUAAUGAAGCUCAUAGACCAUCCCCAUGUUCUCGGAUUGUCUGAUGUCUACGAAAAUAAAAAAUACCUGUAUCUGGUGCUAGAACAUGUUUCUGGGGGAGAACUGUUUGAUUACUUAGUUAAAAAGGGAAGGUUAACGCCUAAAGAAGCCAGAAGGUUUUUCAGACAAAUUAUAUCCGCCCUAGAUUUCUGUCAUAGUCAUUCAAUUUGCCAUAGAGACCUAAAGCCUGAGAAUUUACUGUUAGAUGAGAAGAAUAAUAUAAAAAUAGCAGAUUUUGGAAUGGCCUCAUUGCAGCCUGGGGGUAGUAUGUUGGAGACCAGUUGCGGCUCACCGCACUAUGCCUGUCCAGAAGUCAUUCGGGGGGAGAAGUACGAUGGGAGGAGAGCUGAUGUGUGGUCAUGUGGAGUGAUCCUGUACGCUCUUCUGGUGGGUGCUCUGCCCUUUGACGAUGACAACUUGCGUCAACUCCUGGAGAAAGUGAAGAGAGGGGUAUUUCACAUACCUCACUUCGUGCCACCUGACUGCCAAAACUUGCUGCGAGGAAUGAUUGAAGUAAACCCUGAGAAGCGACUCACUCUGGCAGACAUAAACAGGCAUCCAUGGGUGACUGCAGGGGGAAAAGGGGAGCUUGAACUAGAGCUGCCGAUGAUGGAAGUGGUUCAAACCCACAUUAUCCCAUCUGUGGAAGAGAUGGACACAGAUGUGCUACAAGCCAUCUCCAGCCUUGGAUGCUUCAAGCAUCGAGACCGACUCAUACAAGACUUACUUGCUCCUAACCACAACACUGAAAAGGUCAUCUAUUUCUUACUAUUGGAACGGAAAAGAAGAAGGCCUGCAAUUGAAGACGAGACAGAACAAGUAGUUGCUCGCGUGCGCGCAGAAAGCAGUGACCCACCUCGCAAGCGUGUAGACACCUGCCUUAUUAAUGGAACUAAUGUCAUGCAGUUUGCACAAAUCAGUGAAGGGUCACCAGUCACUCCUAGAAGACAAAACCUUCAGUCCAGACACCACAACCGUCGCGGCAGCAACCAUCUUAGUGCCAACCUCCAAUCUUCAGUCAACUACACCAAUAACAGUGCCAGCCUUGCCUCACCACUCCCACAAAGAGCAGCAUCCUCACACGCCAACCACCAACAACCACCCUCGUCACCAGUCCCACGUCACCCCCCUACCCUUGGUCAGACCAUCUCUUCACUUACGCCUCCACCGCAGUCGCCAGCUCACUACCAGCGCACUACCCCUCAAGAGACUAAUGAACAGACUUGUGGUAUACCUGUCUCCUCCGGUGGACACUUGGUUGCUUGUACUCCACCAGGCUCUCCUCACACGCCCAACCACUGGCGGUCUCGGCUCACAACCAUCAAGAACAGCUUUCUGGGCUCUCCGAGAUUUCACAGAAGAAAACUACAAGCUUCUUCUGAAGAAGUCGGCCUUACUCCAGAAUCUUCUCCAGAACUAACAAAGAAGUCGUGGUUCGGCAGUCUGAUGACUUCUGAGAAAGAUGAGACGUUCACGGUGCUCGUUAAAGGAAAGCCAUUGGCCUCAGUGAAGGCUGAUCUGAUCCAUGCCUUCUUGUCCAUAGCUGAAUUAAGCCACAGCGUAUCUAGCCCAAUGUCUUUCCGGGUGGAGUACAGGCGAGGCACGGCGGGAGCGGCCAUGUUCCAACGCCAGGUGCGCUUUCAAGUCGACAUCUCCACAGUUUCCAAACCGAGUUGUCCUAAAGAGUACCUGUAUGCAGUCACUUUUACUCUUCUCUCAGGCAAUAUCAGGAGAUUCCGAAGAGUGUGUGAACACAUCCAAUCGCAAGUGUGCUCCCGACAUCCCCCCUCCUCCCCCAGAGCCUCACGCAAGUUCACCACCGAACUCUCCGAGUCAUCAAGCUGCGGAAGUGACACCUCCGACCGAUUGUCCCCCUACCUUGGUACACGACAGGCCGAAUCAGAUAUAGAAUCCGACACAAGCGUUUUUGAUGUCAAAACUCCAAGAGACACCAGCACUGGUGGUGGGCGGCGACGCAGCAGCAGUGUAGUGAAUAACAACAACAAUAACAACAGCAGUGGGGGGGUGACUUCUCCCGAGGCCACUCCCCCUCUUCCCAUCCGGUCAACCAGUGAGAGAACUAAUGUCACCACCAACCAGUUGUCUUGAGAUACAAUUAUCCGCUAUUGUCUAUCAGUACAGAAAUAUAAGCCGCCCUUGAGGAAUCGGUCCAAGCGUCAGAGAGCUCAGGUCAACUGCCCAGUCUCUUCCCUCCCGUUCCGCUUCUAGACGCUUCCAACCUUGUAAUUUUAUUUACAGAACCUAUUGUCAACAGUUAGCCAGCUUUCACUGCUGUUUGUUUCUAUUGGAAUAUUUAGCAUUGCUUUGAAAUAUUAUCAAUAAGAGAAAUGUAUUUACUUGAAAACAUUUAUUACAAUUAAUUGUAUAUUAAUCAAGGGUUAAAUGAAUAUCUAUUGAAUAUGACAAAUAUGAAAUUGUGUAUCAUAUUAGGUAGUAUUUGAUUGAUUUUUAGGAUGAAAUUAUGCAAAUAGGUUUAAAAUACAUUUUGUAACUUUUGUUCUGACUGUGUGUGGUUGGUAAAUAGUUCUCUGCUUAAGGACACUCAGCCGAAACUUGUCUGAAACCUUAAUCAAAGUCUCAAGGAGGUUUGUGUAUUAUUUAUGCUUGAGAUAUUUGCUCCACACUUGUCAUAUCUUUGAUAAAUCUAAUAGCCAUUUGUGGCAAUUCCUGUGGUCUAAAGUCAAAUAAAAGGGAGUUAUGAAACACAAUUGUUAGACUCCAAAAAAAUAACAAAUCGGUUAGAAUUAGUAAAAUACUGAAUGUGGUUUAAAUUUAUUUGUGUGAUUUAAAUUUAGAUUGAAACAGAUUGUAAUAGAGCCAAACAACUACAGUUUGUAUGUAGUGUAAAAGAAUUAUAAAUAACUAUUACCAUUACUCUUUGUCUUGAUCAAGACUUUGUCAGAUAGCUUGGGAACGUAGUCAGAGAAUCACUAUUCACAAUUAAAUAUAGAAAGUCCUUCACACGGACCCCUCUGUCCCUUAGAAUAUAUGCAUAUCCUGACCUUCCCAUGUUUCUUACGAUAAUAUGCUUGAUAUGAUCAGAGAAUAUCAGAUAUGAUAAAUGUACAAUGAUCAGGAUACAGAAAAUAUUCACCUGAUAACACAUUGUUAAGCACUCGGCUCUGUCUCUGAGAGUCGAUGCUUACCUUCCCAAGCCUCUAUGGAUAGCACAAUCCAAAUGAUCAGAGAAUGUAAUUUAUUAUAAAUUAACUGCAAUUAGGAUGCAGAGAAUAUUUUGACAAACCACUACUCCCUAAUUCUGCUCCUAAUUAUGGUCUGUUAUAUGUUGUCUGCGAAUUGAUAUAUGAAAGAAAACACAUUUGCCACCAUUGAGCUGAAGUCAUCAAUUUUAUUAGAACGAGAUCAUAUUUUCAUAUGUAUGUAUAAUUUCAAAAAUAGUCUCUUCAGUUCCAAAUACUUAACAUGCAUAAGCUAAAGAGUUUAUGUAUAUAACUAUAAUUGUAAUGUAAAUCACAACUUUUUUCAUUCUUAGAUCAUAAAAUAAAGCUACCAUGUCUAUUAUAAUUUUAACCUAAAAUUACACUAUUAUAAAAAAAAAUUUUAACUGGUUACGUUUAAAAAAUUGAAAGAAAUAUUAAACUAAAAUAGCAUUGUUUUUUAAAAAAAUAGAAGACAUUUCAAAGAACAGUAAUGAAAAACAAAAUUACACACUUACAUUUAUGGAUAGAAAUAGUGAAUAAGAAAUAAAUACUUUAGUAACAGAAACAUUAAUGAAAAUAAUAAGACACUUUAAAGAGGAAUACUAGAUUAAUACAUUAAAAAGAUAAAAAUGUAAAAAGCAAUUGGGAUAUUCUCAGUAGAUGAAUUUAACUGAAAAUGAUAAUGAGCAGAUCCAGUUAUACAAAGGGUUAUGGGAAUAUUAAGUGAAAGAAUGAACAUAUACCAGCUUAAACUAUGAUAAAACAGUGUGUAAAAAGUCAAUAAUAGCAGUUAAGCAUUAAGGUAAAGUAGUCAUCCAAAAAGGGCUAGUGAAAGGAUUUUGGUUCAAAAAGUUGAUGGACUAAUCUUUUUUGUGAAAUAAAAAUUGACAAUCACAAAGUACUUCAGAACUGGGUGGUUUUACUAACUCACAUAUUCAAAGCUAUAUUAAGGUGGUGUGACCUGUUAUGUUCUCACAGACAGAAAACCAGCAAAAAAUCUAAUAAUUUCUAAUCAGGCCUAUUUUUCAACUUAAUUUGAUUUUGAACCCUUUUAUUGCUAAUAUACCCUAUGAUAAACUAAAAUUAUAUAUGAAAAUAUAUUUUUCUGAAUAUUGCUCUACAUUUUCAUAUUAAUAUUUUAUAAGGGGUCAUUUAAGUUGAGUAUUACUGCAAAAAUACCAUCUUGUAUAGAUUUAGGCCCUUUUGAUAUAAAACAAUUUAAAACACAAGUAUGUCUAGUAAAAGUGAGCUCGUUCUUAAAAGUUGACAUACCAUAUAUAUUUAAUACAUUAAGACAUUUUGUACAAGAAGAUUCCCUACAGAUUUUAGCUGAAUUUGAUUUUUGGAAUUUCGGUGGGUUUUGGUAAGGGGAAUAUAUAAAAUGUAAUUAAUAAAAAAAUGUAAAAUUAUAUAAAACAAUAAUUUUAAUCACAUGUGCAUUUAUAAAGAAUAAAAGUAUGAUAACAACAUAUUUAUGAGGAAGGGGUAAACUUAAAUUGUAAAUGACCGUUUCUACCGAAAUGGUUUUAUAAACUACCACAAUAUGGUUUUAGAUUAAAGAAACUUGGGAAUAUUUAUAGACCAAUAGAACUUUUCAGAAGAUGAUAUCCUUCAACUUAAACGUUUAAAAAGAAAAUUUCCAUUUUAUUUUACAUUAUAACAAAAUUUUUUUAUCUUUACACCUUUUAUAUUGGCCACAUGAAAAUAGUUCAUGGGUCCUAUUGAAACGUUCAGAUAAAGGUAAACUAUAAGUACAAUACUCAGUGCCAUAAACACUUUGAGUGGCAAGUACCCAUUAAAAAUGUUACACCCCAUAGAAAUAUAGAUCAAGUUUGGAAACUUUUGAUAGCAGUUGAUCCUGUAUUUCCAUAUUUAAUGUGCUUGCAACACUGACAGUAUUCCAAAUGUUUACAGAGAGUUUUAUACAUUUUUGUUAUUAAUCCAAUUUAAGUUUUUAAAUUAACAUUAAAAUGAUACCAACCAUUUGAGUGAAAUUUGUGGUUUUUGUUUCUUUUCCAGUAAUUAUAAAUGUGGACUGGAGGCUAUUAAAAAAAAUUGAGUUAGGAGUGUCCCCUCAUUCCUUGGGGGAUUCUUCUCACCAUUCAGAAUUUGCCUAGAAGCAAGUCCUAUUGAUCUUCAAAUUUCACUUUAUGUGCAAUUCUUCAAAAAUUAGCAGGCAUGAACAACCGUAUAUAUAAAGCAAUGGGUAUUUGAGUAACCGAAUUUGACAUUUAUAUUGUGAUAUAUCGUAACAUACAUUUAUGACAAAUAAAAACUUAAAGGAAAGUACAUGCUGCCACUGAAUUUGUUAAUUAAUCGUUUAAGUUUUCCUAAUUUUGUGAUGACAAGUGUGGACCAAAUUAAAGGCCUAACAAUAUAAUUUUAACUGUAUGUACUUAAUCGUCUUGUUUACAUGACUUAGUUGUAUUAUGACAUGGUUGGUCACCGGUAUCAGUGUUAUUGUGAUCUUGUCAACGGCCAGAGAGAGAUGUGCUCUCCACUGCUCACUAGCAGAACUUAAAGAGAAAUGUAAUUUAAUCAUUGUGUGUCUUGAUAUUUUCUAUAAAUAAUUAUUUAGAGACUUUUUUAAGUCUUAUGUUCUUAUGUUACAUGUCGCUCAAUAUUAGGCAAAAAUCAUCAAUUAAUCAAAGACAGGUACACAGACAGAACAUAUGAUGUAAAAAAGCUAUUAUAAACACGUAUGCAAACGUUGUUAAACGACAAGUGAUAAAAACAUAUGUGAAAUGGAGAGCUGUCCAGUGUCCAUUUGUAGUCCCAAUUUAGUGAAAUCAAACAUUUAACUUGUAAUUUGUAACUAAAGAAUCCCAAUCUUAGGUUAGGCACAGCACAACAGAUUUCCUUUUACAUUCCAAAUCUUGUAGAUAAAUGUUUACUAUAUUUUAAAUAUGCUAAGUUUUAACAGCGUAAAGUGGGUAGUUACAAAAUAAUUGAAUAUAGUUAACUAUUUUGUUAUCGGAAGUGCUAACAGAUUGUAGGCUGUAAAUUAGGCUUAGUUUUGUCCAGAAGUGUGAAGAUGUGUAAAGACAGUGUGGGAUCCCAGUAUAAGAGUGAAUAGGUAUUUCUAUACCGAUAUCCACAAGCCUUUGAAAUAUUUUUUUGGAUUUAAGAAAAAAUAUUAACUCUCUAUUUUGUCUGAGACUUGUUUGCUUAAUUACCUCUGUGCACUGUUUUCUAUUGUUAGAUGUAUUUACCAACAAUUGAACCGACAAUAAAUCAGUGUGCAGAUUGCGAGGUUGCUGCCUCGACGCCACGAUGCAUAGUUUGGACUACUCUUUUACAACACAUUAAAGAAUGCAUGUUUACGUUCACUGGAUGUUCUGCUCCGAACAUUACGUUUCUUCACUUAAACAGGCGUGUGUGAGCCUAAGCCAUCUUUGUGAGUGUAAACUAUCACUAAGUGAAUUUGAUAGGUUAGCCAGUAGUUUUAUAUGACAGUUAUUUUUGGAAAUAUUGUCUUAUUUUAGACUGAAAAAGGGCGAAUGUAAAAAUACCUGUGUUGAUAGUUGUGUUGUCGUUAGUUUUUUUAUGUUAUUUUCUACAAAACUUUUUUACGUGUUAGCCAAAGGUUAUGAGAGUUGUUUGUGAAUGAAUUGUAACCAAAGAGCUUGCUACCGAUGUUAUAUAUUUUGUUACUACCUUUUGCUUGUUACCUUAAUGUAAAUAUCAUUGCUUGCACUUAUCCGAUAUGUGCUUAGUUGUUAGUUUGUAAAUUACUCCCAACUAUUGUUAUUUUGUCUAUACAAUGUUGUCACCAUAACAACAUCUUUGUUAUGGUAUAACUUAUAGUGUAAUUAUUAUUUUCAUUCCUUAUGUUACAUAUAAGUUAUAUAUAAAAGUAAGGAAAAUCAAAAUAAAAUGCUAAACAAUGGAGUAAAAAAUAAAAAUAAAACAUUCUCAGUAAAUUGUAGAUUAAUAAAUAACCCUGUCCAACCUAUAAAGUAAACUAUUUUAAAUUUAGCCCAUUGAAUUGUAUACAAAUAUGACCAAUUAAUUGACUUUUCAAUACAACUACCCAUUUUUUAUGCUAUUAACAAAGCCAAAAUGUAAUACUAUUGUAAACUGAAGAUUUUCAAGUAUAGUCUAUCUCAGACUAUGGCCGAAGUAUGCUCUUAUAAUCCGGGACUGAAAAGUUUUCCGCACAGUCUAUUUUUGAACUAAACCCGUAGGUACUAAAUUCAUGAAUUAUCAUUUCUAUUAACUGCUUGAAAUAUUGGAGAAUAAUUAUCCUGGUUUGAAUUAGAGUUGUUAGGCACCAGAACAGUUUUUCUUUAUGGUUGGCAUCCCAUGGGGAAUGAUGAGAAAUCUUUCAUUUAGCAUCAAACCCAGUGUUGUUAGUGUACAGUUCUUGCUCCCAGUCCACAGUUACUCAAUGCUACAUUGAGACUUACCUAUGUGUUUUUAAAUACAACAUUCUACUAUAUUUACUAACCACUUAUUAGUAGUUUUGAGCAAUUAAUUAAUUUUUAAAAAUAUGUUUUGUAAAAAUAAAAAUGCGUUUUGAAGUCA